Messenger RNA from Coffea arabica (coffee), 1429 nucleotides. RefSeq lists its product as uncharacterized. The record is from RefSeq and is a predicted model, not a curated record. Lineage: Eukaryota; Viridiplantae; Streptophyta; Magnoliopsida; Gentianales; Rubiaceae.
UUGAAGCUGCCAAAGACGGGGCCGCGACAAGCAAAAUCCGCUUUUUACACACAAUUUUUGUUUAAUCAGACAACAGGUAAGCCUAAUUUUUUGUACCACAAAAUGGUGCGGUUGGCAGGUGGAGCUAGUUGCAGACCGUUCUAACCCACUAACCUUCCAGCAUAUGAACGAACACAUUACAUAUAUAACGCUGCGCGGGUUAACACUCGCUUAAAAAACCAUGGAUAUGGAAGAUAGACGAGAAACUGCCAUGGAAAAAAAUGAACCCUCCGAUGCUACCACCAGGAAGAGAACAAAGCAAGCAAUUUCUGUUCCAUUUAUUUGGGAAGAAAUUCCAGGCACACCAAAGAGGGAUUGGAAACCUACUGCUCCUGUUAAGAAGCCUGUCGCACCACCAGUCAAGUACAUUGCUUCAGUACCCUUUCAAUGGGAAGAAAAGCCCGGAAAACCGCUUCCCUGCUUCUCGCAGCAGCCAUCAGGUUCACCACUUGCGCUACCACUACCAAACAUUAGCAGCUUCCCUCUAUCUCCCAGACAUUUUCUGGACAGUGAAAAUUGUUGGACUGGCAUGAAUGACCAAGAUGGUGAUCAGAUCGAAAUGCUCGAGUCGUAUCCAGCAUCAUGUGAAUCUGAAGCAGAUGAUUCUUUCUGUUCAGCGCCUUCUCUCUUGGCCAACCGCCUUGUACCGACGGUUGCUAUUUCAAAUGCUGUUCCUGUUCAACAAACCUCCUUUGCAGGUCUUAGCAGUGGGCAGCUUCAGAGACCUGCUUCACCAGCCUCUGAAACAGGAAGCAGUACCAGCAGCUAUGAAACUGGAAAUACAAACCUAGUAGGCGCUUCUUUUCUGGAAUGGCUCUUCCCCUUAUUAACCCCUCAAUCUAAUAUCCUGGAAAAGGUUGGCAGCUCAGAAAAGGAAAUUUCUCCUACCCAAACAACGAGGCAAAAAGAGGAUAUUGACUGUGAAAGGAACUACAGUGCUGCAUUGAGAAAACCACACACACUGGGAGAGCUAAUAAUGAUGAGCAGAAGAAGAAGUUACCAGAGGAAAGCCUUUCAAAUGCAGACACAGAAUCUCUCGAAGGACUUCAUGAAGAAGAAUGCAGUUGGAUGCUGGAUCCUUGGAUCAAGCAACAUUGUUGGCAGAUUUCACAGGAGAUGGACAAGGCAGCUACAACUAAAACUGUUGUAAAAGACGAGUCCAAUAGACCUCUGAACAGUUGCAUUAAUCAGCAACUUCAAAUCCUUCUAUUAGAUAAGCAUAUUAAAACUCCAAAUUUAGCUGUAUGAUUUUCAAGUUAAAAAGGUGCUAUCACUGUGUCGAUCACCGGUAGUGGCCACCUCAAGUCCUGAAUUGUGUGUGAUCAUUAUUGUGUGGUUAUUCCAACAAUCCGUUCAUUUAAUACCACUCUCAGAAGUUUCUUAAGCUGGA